Messenger RNA from Perca fluviatilis (European perch), 4956 nucleotides. It is a transcript of the gene arhgef6, whose product is annotated as Rac/Cdc42 guanine nucleotide exchange factor (GEF) 6. The record is from RefSeq and is a predicted model, not a curated record. Bases 133 to 2466 code for a protein of 777 amino acids. NCBI's taxonomy places the organism in Eukaryota, Metazoa, Chordata, Actinopteri, Perciformes, Percidae. The transcript is spliced from 22 exons. Gene Ontology annotation, molecular function: protein binding; guanyl-nucleotide exchange factor activity.
CCCACCGCCUCUUUUUUUUUUUUUACUUCUAGUAGAAGUGCGGAUGUGAGUUGCGUAUUGAUACGGAACAGGCCGCCAGUUUUUGUUUUUUUGUAGCAAUGCGUGCUUAGGCAAUGAUCAUUUUGUGGAGCUAUGAAUCCAGAGGAGCAGACUGUAACGUGGUUAAUAUCACUAGGAGUGCUCAGCUCGCCUAAAAAGAACAUAGCGGACCCGGAGGAGUUUUUGAAAACAUCGUUGAAGGAUGGGGUCGUCCUGUGCAAACUCACGGAGCGGCUCAUACCUGGUUUCACUCCCAAGUAUUCCCAGGAUCCGAGAACUGAAGCCGACUGCAUUACCAACAUCAGGGAGUUUUUAAGAGGAUGCUCGUCAUUGAAAGUGGAGGGGUUUGAACCAGAGUGGUUAUACACUGGCGAGAAUUUUGGCAAGGUUCUGACCACUUUGCUGGCAGUCAACUUUGCCACACAAGACUGUGCUACUGAAAGGUCAUGUUCACAGUCCGGUGGCCACUCUCCUAGUCAGACGACAUCUUCACACACACUCUCCUCUGCCAAAUCCAAAGGCUCUCUGCGUAGACAAUCCAAAUCGGUGGAGAUGUCUGAGAACGGUGGAGGUGGGCAGGUGAUGGUGAAGGCCCGGUUCAACUUCAAGCAGAACAAUGAGGAUGAGCUGUCAUUCAAUAAAGGGGACUUGAUCCAUGUGCUGCGGCAGGAAGAGGGAGGAUGGUGGGAGGGCACACUCAAUGGCAAGACGGGCUGGUUCCCCAGCAACUACGUCCGAGAGAUCAAACCCUGCGAGAAGCCAUUGUCUCCUAAAGGAACUCCACUGACCAAGAACUACUAUAGUGUGGUGGUACAAGACAUCUUGGAACAUGAGCGGGAAUUUGUCAAAGAAUUACAAACCGUGUUGAGUUGUUAUCUACGACCUCUGCAAGCCAGUGACAAGCUGAGCAGUGCAGACAGCGCCACCCUGUGUGGAAAUCUGGAGGAGAUACUCACCUUCCAGCAGGCUCUAUGUGUGGCUUUGGAGGACUGUACCAAAGUCCCAGAGGGCCAGCAGCGAGUGGCGGGCUGCUAUUUAAACCUGAUGUUUCAGAUCAAGACUCUGUACCUGGCUUACUGUUCCAGCCAUCCUUCAGCUGUUUCCAUCCUCACUGACCACAGUGAGGAACUAGACAAGUUCAUGGAGAGCCAGGGAGCCAGUGCUCCAGGGAUCCUGACCCUGACCACCAGUCUCAGUAAGCCCUUCAUGAGGCUCGACAAAUACCCUACGCUGCUGCAGGAGCUAGAGAGACAUGUGGAGGAAGCCCACCCAGACUAUGCUGACAUUGUAAAAGCGACCGCAGCAUUUAGGAGCCUAGUGACACAGUGCCAGGAACUGCGGAAGCGCAAGAACCUGGAGCUCCAGAUCUUGUCAGAACCAGUGCGGGGCUGGGAUGGAGACAGCAUGAAGAGCCUGGGUCAUGUGGCUUACAUGUCCCAGGUCCAUGUGAAAAAUGGCUCCAGUGAGGAAAAAGAGGAGCGCUAUCUAAUGCUUUUCCCUAAUGUGUUAGUCAUGCUCUCCGCCAGUCCCCGGAUGAGUGGCUUUAUUUAUCAGGGAAGACUGCCACUGACAGGCACCACAGUAACAAGACAUUCAGAGGAUGCAGACAAUGCCCACUAUGCCUUGGACAUCACAGGAAGCAUGAUCGAUCGUAUAACAGUGUUCUGCAGUAGUGCCCAGGAGUUACAAGACUGGCUAGAGCACCUUCAGCCCUUUACCAAAGGAGGAAGCCCCACAGGCACCAUCUCAAAGACUGUAGAAGGCAAGCCACAGAGCAUGGUGGGCCCCCCCACUCACCUCUCCCACCUGGGCAGCCUCAGCGCCGUCAGUCGCAGCCCCCUGGAACCGCCAAAGAUCAGCAAGCCCUGGUCUCUGAGUUGUCUGCGCCCUGCGCCCCCCCUCAAACCCUCUGCUGCACUGGGAUACAAAGAGAGGAUGUCUUAUAUCAUGAAGGACUCCAGCAAAAGCCCACGGCCCAUGAAGAAGUUCCUGCCAGGCAAUAGGAAAAAAGAGCGGAAGCCCUCUGAUGACGAGGUUCAAACGAGGAAAAGCACGGUUGCGCUGGAGGAGGACGCCCAGAUACUGAGGGUGAUUGAGGCGUACUGCACAGGAGCCAGCCUGCACCAGAACACCACAGGUGUGCGUUUAUCGGUGCGGAAAGAGUGCAUCCCUCAGGUGCUUCUGCCAGAGGAAGAGAAGAUCAUUGUGGAGGAGAUGAAGAGCAACGGGCAGACCGUUAUUGAGGAAAAGAGCCUUGUUGAUGCUGUGUAUGCUUUAAAGGAUGAGGUUCAUGAACUAAAAAAGGAGAAUAAGUGGAUGAAGCAGUUUUUGGAGGAGGAGCAGAAGUCUCGCAAAGAUCUGGAGAGAGUGGUUCGAAAACUGGCCAAGCAGAAGAAUGAUUCUGCUUGGGAUGACGGCGGACACUGAACACAUCCAUACGAUCAUCCUCGUGUGUGUGUGUGUGUGUGUGUGUGUGUGUGUGUGUGUGUGUGUGUGUGUGUGUGUGUGUGUGUGUGUGUGUGUGUGUGUGUGUGUGUGUGUGUGUGUGUGUGUGUGUGUGUGUGUGUGUGUGUGUGUGUGUGUGUGUGUGUGUGUGUGCGCGGGCGUCUAUGUUGUGUCUCCAUAUUUCAAUCACACACAGCAGAGUUGGACUUUCUGACGACAAUGCUUGGAGUUUCUUCACUUCAAGUGCUGGAGCUUCAUUUGACAUUUUUGAUUAAAUCUGAUCUGUCUUCCUGAUCCAACCUCACUAGAUGAGACCACACAUAUAGCUUCCUCGCGAAGCAGCUCAGCUAAACCAAGACUGGUAAAGUGGGAUGUUUAUCAAACAUACUGCUUCUUGCUCGACUGGCACUGUGAACACUCCCCCAGGAAAUGGAACAAUUAUGGACAAAAACAAGUUCUCCGCUGCUUCUUUUGCUUCAGUUAGAAAUAGAAAAGGAGUACGAAGCCAUCAGGUCCAAUAGGUGUUCUCUUGCAUGCACUUCUCUUACCAAGGGGACACAUUUUCUUCUCCUCACAUAAUUUUUUUCAUUUUCAUUUUCAUAUUUUAUUUGUCAAAAGGAUAAUGGGGAAAUGGAUUUGUUGUGCUUUCGUGAGCAUGUGCGAUAGGCAUUUCUAGACAUUCACAUUUUCCAAGCCAUUUUGUAGGCGUUUAAGCAAUUCAAACAGGUUAGCUCAUCAUGCUACAUUCAGUUGUUUCCAAAUGCAGCCUUGACUGUUUAUUUAAAAACUGCAUGAAUGUACAGUGUUUUUACAGUAUGAAUUCUGCAUCAGAAAUGUGAUAAUCAAGAUAUUCAGAUAUAUAGUCCAAAGCUAUCAGGGAUGCAGCUGCAUAAUAGAAUAGGAAAGGCUUAACUACAUAUCCUUUAUAGACAAGAGUUCGCAAAUAAUGACAAAGAUGUCACCCCUCCACUUCUUACUAAAAUAUGUACAAGUGUAAUUUUAACACAUUAAUUACAUAGCCUUGCUUUAUUCUGAUUUUUUUUCAAAGAGUAUUCCUUAUUUAUUGUUCACCCAAGCAUUUAAUUGUGGUGUUAGCCUUAUAUAUAUUGUUUUGCUGCCUUUACAUUUGUCUGAAAUUUUAUUAAACUACAUUGGUGUGAAGGCAAAACAAAACAUCCUCAUUUUGGCCCAAGGGAAAGUAGACAUUUUUUCAUCACAAAAGAGGGAAAAUGAUUUUAAAAAUGAGUCUGACUUCGGAAUUCAGAGGUUUUUGUUUGCAGCCUCUGUGGCCUCCUAACAGGGUCCUCCAGAGCUGAUGGAGACAGGAAAUAAAACGAAAGAUUUAUUUGUGGGUGUAGAGCUCAACUGUUUAAGUGCCUCCCGAAAGGUGUUCGAUAAACUUAAGAGUUUAAGACUGGGACUAAAUGCAUGAUUUAUAUUGAAAGUGUCACAGGUGGUUUGGUGUAAUAUUUCUCUAGCUUAAUUGGUAUAUAUAUCUAUAUAUAGGGUCUAAAAAAACAAACCGGUAUUGGCAUGCUUAAAGAUGCAGCCUCUUUACAAAGACCCACAGCGGUACAUUUCCUCAUGAGGUUGAGUGUGUGUGCACUGUCAACUCUGUUAUCUACUUGCUGUGCUGAAGAGCAGCGGUGGAUGCUAUUGAAAUGCAAUAAGUGACUGCUUUACUGCCUGACCUCUGGGUUAGUCCCAGCAUUGAAGGUCAGAUUUUGAGAAAUUGCAAUAAUAAUAAUGUAAGAAUUAACCCAAUUUAUUAACCAAAAAGGGCCAGGCCAUGUGGUUAAUCCACCACACAGUUAGGCUAUUAAUUAUUUUCCAUUUGCCUUUUAUUUAAUCUAGUCUCUUGAUAUUGAUGAUUGUUCAAAGAUCACUGUCCAGGUCCUAAUUUUCAUCACAUGUGAUCCAAAAUGUAAUAAUAUUGUACAAUCCCUCAAGUGCUGUUUUUGUGCCUCUUUCCAGGGAGGUCAGAGUACUGUGUAGGGUGCAAGGCAGCACUGGUACAUCUGCAGCAGAGAUGUGUCUUGCUCAAGGGCACUUCAGCAAGAAAAGAAGCUGAUCUUUGAUUGUUCUUCCUAAUGGGACGUUUAGUUGGCAGCCAGAUUCCCCUCAGUGUUACAGAGACUCUUGCUUCCUGUACAGAUGUCUGACUCUCAUAAUGUUCACUGUUGAGAUUAACAUAUUGCUGUUCCUGUACCCUAAAUUGUUUUAAUUAAGUACCACAUACUCUUGUUUUCAAUUCCCAAUAGCCGCAGCGAGCACUUACUGGUGGGAGGGGGUUGAACUCAGUCUUCAUUAUGUUUAUCUCCAGACCACUGUGUGUAUUGUUUUCAAAAGGUUGUUCUAUGCAAUUAUUGUUGUUGCAAGUAUUGUUAUGCUUUUUUUCUUUCUUUCUAGACACUCUGUACUCUGCGUUUGGUAUGGUCAUUCUUUUAUUAAAAGUUUAAUAUAAUAUGUGAA